UCAGGCCCCCUGGGGCACUUGUGAGGGAGAUUCCAACCUUCUGCUUGCCUUCUUGGCACCUUUGGAAUAACUUGGCUUCCCUGCCUGGGGUAUACACACACUGUUGUCCUCCAGUUUGCGCUGCAGCUUCCCAAGAUAGAGAUUUUCUGGAGGUGGAGGUAGCCAACACAGCCCUUGGGCCGGCCUAACCCAAGGAGACUGGUUUCAUCCACUCUCCACUGGCUGCAUUUGAACCUUUGAAGGUUAAUUUGCGGAUGGGUCUGCAGUUCUUCCUGGUGGCCUAAGAUACCUAUUUGCUGGUGGGGUUGCUUGCAGUUUGUCUUUUCUCCCUUAACACAUCACAGCCCAGCCCUGUAGUCUGUCUGUGCAGGUCUCUGUGCCUACAGAAGGAUGGAGAAGACCUUUACCUUUUCACAGGUACCUUGUGGUACCUCUUCACUCCACUCUCCUGCCUCCUCAUCCUCUGAAAACUCUCUUACAGCUCCACCGGCCGCUUCCUUGUUUCACUCUGGAUGAUCCAUACUGCCACCACCUCAGCCCAGCAUACAACUGCCUGCAUGACCCUGUCCUUCAGGACUACCACAAGCGCAAGGAUGUGCUGCAUUUGCUGAAGAAACGGGGCUUUGUCACCAGAGAAAACAAGCAUGGCCCCAGCCUGCCAAGAAUCACCAACACUUCCUAUCAGGGGAAGCUGCAGCCUCAAAAGCCUUCCAAUGUACCCAAGAGCCAAAAACUGGGGGCAUGCAGAAAAGGGAGAGCAGCUCUGAACAAGGGCCAAACUUACUCCAGAGCUAAGCUGGGGCAGAAGGAUGCCAGCACUGCUGCUGACUCCCAGAGGAAGCCAGAUGGCACUGACAAUGGCCUCUUGAAUGCUAUGUUUGAGCAACUAACUGCAGCACAAGCCAAGAAGCUUGAAGAGCUAGUUGAGACUGUGGUGUACAGAGUGUUUGAGAGGUUGAAGAUUCCUAGGAAUCAGCAUGGCAGCUUUUUACAGAGGGUUGCCCAGGGAAUCAGAGAAAGACUUUUAGGCCGCAGGAGAGUAGAACUUUUGGAUACUUCUCUAGAUCACCAUCAGAAAAUGGAAGUGAUGGCGAAAGAGCUUGUAGCAACAGUGUUGGAGAUCUUGGGGGACCGUCUGGCAUCCAGCACAUCCAAAGCUGCUGAGGCAGGGGUGGCAGCCAAGUGGGAGGACCUGCCUCUUGCUGGAAGAGCCACCCAAGCAGACAAAUCCAAGGACACUGCAGACAGAGUACUUUCAAAGACCUCCCUUGACACACUCACCAGAGAAGUUGUUGAGAGUGUUCACUACACCUUGGAAUCCUCUGUAACUUCUCAGUUUGAACAAGACACUGGCGGUGAGUACACUGAAAUCCUGGAGCUUCCUGGGGGAAAUGUCUCCAACAGACAAGUGCAGUCAUCCCAACCAUGUCGAAGGCAGGACACGGAAGCUGGACAAGGAUUCCCCAGAGCAUCUGAACAGCAGAGCCUGAAAGCAAUGGUGAAGGAGAACUUGGAAAGAAAAAGGAGCCUAAAUUCAACAGCCUUAGCCAACACUUUGGAAAUAAGGACCAUGUCAAAUCGGAUUGCUGACUCAGUAUUAGAGCGGAUCAGUCAACCAGGGCCUGCAGCAGCCCUCAACAAGAACUAUCAAGGGCCUGUUGCAAACCCACCCACAUCCCAAGGUGGAAUGGAGAGCUGUGACACUGAGGACAUUCUCCCUACCUUGGACCCAUCGCCUUCCCAACAGCCCAUCCCUCCAGCCCAGGCCAGAGCACAGCACCAAGCAAAGCGCCCAAAGUUCAUCUGAUGCAAGGUGUGAGGUGUGUGACUGGAGAGCUGAAGAGCCCUCAG
Messenger RNA from Melospiza georgiana, 1851 nucleotides. RefSeq lists its product as uncharacterized. Lineage: Eukaryota; Metazoa; Chordata; Aves; Passeriformes; Passerellidae. The coding region runs from base 875 to 1807 and encodes 310 amino acids. The record is from RefSeq and is a predicted model, not a curated record. The transcript is spliced from 2 exons.